Molecule: messenger RNA, 1083 nt
Organism: Tupaia belangeri chinensis (Chinese tree shrew)
Lineage: Eukaryota; Metazoa; Chordata; Mammalia; Scandentia; Tupaiidae
Gene: CUNH18orf32
Product: chromosome unknown C18orf32 homolog
Exons: 3
Coding region: 184-414 (76 amino acids)
Source: RefSeq, a predicted model, not a curated record
GGGGCCGAGCCAGGGCUUGGACUUGGGCCUGGGGCCGUGGGUGGGCUCUGGCCUCGGCGCUCUCCAGCUGCUCGGCAAGCUUCCGCCGGGGCGCGGUCCUCCUUCCUCCCUCCACGGCGCCGUGCGGCCCGCCCGGUCUCCGGUACGCCCCGCCACACUGUCACGGAGCUCAAGCCUGGGACAAUGGUGUGCAUUCCAUGUAUCGUCAUUCCAGUUCUGCUCUGGAUCUACAAGAAAUUCCUGGAGCCAUACAUAUACCCUCUGAUCUCUCCUUUUGUUAGUCGUAUGUGGCCUAAAAAAGCUGUACAAGAAUCCAAUGAGAAAAAUAAAGGCAAAGUAGACUGUAAGGGUGCAGACAUAAAUGGAUUACCCACAAAAGGACCAAUAGAAGUCUCUGAUAAAAAGAAAGACUAACACAGUUUCCCAAAGGGUCUCAUUGUUCCUAAAAUGGACCUGAUGAUCUGAAGCACCUUCUUUGUAAUUGUCUCUGACCUUUUUCCCUGAGGCUAGAAUCCGGAAUAGGUACUCUGGAUAUUUACCUGACAUUAAGCAGCAGUACAUGGUAUUUAUAUUUAGAUGUAUUUAGUUCUAUUUAAUGACCUCAUUCCUGAGUUCUCUUUUCAUUAAAGUAGGUUUCAUCUGUUAUUUCUGUUUUAAUUAUAUGAAUAAAUAGAAGGUUUGUGCCAGUAGAUACCUCAUUACUAAGUUAGUACUAAAUUAGUACUUUGUUACUCAUCAGUACCUUGGGCCCCAAGCAUUCAUUCACAGGAAUUUGACUGCUGUUUGUUCUCAUUUCUUUGGGUUCUUGUCAUUUAAAUGGAGUGUGGUUCUACUAAGAAGUACUGUGUCAUGAAAUAAAGGGUUAAGGUUUUGGAGAUGAUAACGUGAAACAGAUAUAAUUAUGUUCUACCAGUGGAGUGGCUUAUUUGUGAGAGUAGUAAUUAUUGCGCUGAGAAAGAUAGAAAAGACAGCAAAAUAGGGGAAAUUCUUUGAAAUGCAAAACAUCUUUUACAUGAAUGUCUAAUGUAUAUAAUAAAACUAUAAUCUUUAUUGCAUUCCUUCUAUUCCUACAAAUGUAUUAAA